CCUCUUCUUUUAGCAAGCUGUUGACACCACUCAAGCCCCCCAAAAAAGCUAGAGGCAACCCGUAUACCGGUCUUGCAACCCAGCUGGCACGGAAUGGCUGCCGACGAUGAAUCCCGCAGGCGCGAAAUCGACAAUGGCUCCGAUUCAGUAAAACAUUUCGAAGAGACAACCCCCCUUGUAAGCACGCAGGCGAAAACUGCGUAUGUCACGUCGGGAACGGUAGAGGAGGAGGCAUGGAAGCCCUCUGCGGGCUUCUGGUGGAUAGAAACAGCACUCUGGGCCAAUGUGUUUCUAUCCGGCUUCGACGGGACCAUCACGGCCUCGACCUAUGCCGCCAUCGGUUCCGAGUUCGACGCCGCCAACAAUGCCGCGUGGUUGACAACGUCGUACCUGGUCACCAGCACGGCGUUCCAGCCGCUAUACGGCCGGUUUUCCGACAUGUUCGGGCGUCGGAUCUGCUUCUUCAUAUCGACGGUGACAUUCAUGAUUGGCUGCUUCGGUUGCUCGGUAGCCGAUAGUAUGUUGAUGCUCGACAUUAUGCGGGCCCUGACCGGCUUCGGAGGCGGAGGGCUCAUCACGAUGGCAACCGUAAUCAACUCCGACAUGAUCCCCUUCAGGAAAAGGGGCAUGUAUCAGGCCAUGCAAAAUAUUCUCUACGGCCUCGGCGCGGUUCUUGGUGCGUCUCUCGGGGGCUUAAUUGCUGAGAGCAUCGGGUGGCGGUGGUGUUUCCUGCUACAAGUCCCAGUGUCAGUUGUAGCCCUGGUGGUGGGCUAUAUUGUCCUGGAGAAUCCCCCUCCCAUCGUGCCGGUGCCGGAUCCCAAACAUCCCGUUCUGUGCGCCCUGCGGCGGCUGGAUUUCCUAGGUGCUCUCGUUCUCGUGCUUGCCUUGGUAGCGCAGCUCAUGGGCUUGAGUCUGGGUGGCAAUGAUCUUCCUUGGGGCAGCCCGAUCGUAAUCGGCUCGCUCGUCGGAAGUGUUGUGCUGCUACUCAUGUUCCUGGGUACCGAGGCCACAACCAAAGCGGUCCCCAUAAUCCCGCUGCGGAUGUUGCAUGGCUGGCAGCCGACGGCGGUACAGCUGACAAACGUAUUUUCCGGCAUGGCCGCAUACGCCUACAUGUUCAUGGUCCCUCUGUAUUUCCAGGCCGUUCGCGGGGACUCUCCGUCCGAAGCUGGUCUGCGUCUCAUGAUCCCUGCGGCGGCAAGUCCAAUCGGUGGCGUAGUUGCGGGCUCGUUGAUGCACCGUGGCUAUCCGCUGUGCCUGAACGUCCGCCUCGGCACGGCUACGAUGCUGCUUGGCAAUCUGCUCGCGGUGAUGAUGGGCACGAGGGGGAAUUGGUGGAUCGACUUCGUCUAUCUGCUGCCUGCGAAUUUGGGGCUCGGCAUAACCAACCCGAGCGUGCUUUUCAGCUUCGUUUCGCUCUUUGAACACAGCGAGCAAGCGGUCGCGACGUCAACCGUAUACCUGAUUCGAUCCAUGGGCAGUAUUUAUGGCGUUACUGUGACCUCCGCCAUUGUCCAGAAUGUCUUGUUGGCCAGGUUGCCAGGCACGCUGGGAGAUGCGGCUACAGAAGAGCUUGUUGAGAAACUGCGCCAGUCGCUCUUCUCGAUUGGCGAGCUGCCUCCAUCCCUGCAAGCGGCGGUUCGAGCGCUGUACUGUGAUGCAUUAAGGAUAGCGUUUGCUGCAUCGAGUGCCUUUGCUCUAUUGUCCUUUUUGUUCUCGUUGGCACACAAGACCGGGCCGCUUGAGAGAAAACGGCCGGCGGAGGAGAGUUGUGAGGAAGAUGCAGAUGGGAAGGAUGCUGACGAGUGCUAAAAUGCUGCAAUGG
Molecule: messenger RNA, 1825 nt
Organism: Thermothelomyces thermophilus ATCC 42464
Lineage: Eukaryota; Fungi; Ascomycota; Sordariomycetes; Sordariales; Chaetomiaceae
Exons: 6
Coding region: 94-1812 (572 amino acids)
Biological process (GO): transmembrane transport; basic amino acid transport
Cellular component (GO): fungal-type vacuole membrane
Molecular function (GO): basic amino acid transmembrane transporter activity
Source: RefSeq, a predicted model, not a curated record